UGCCCCAUUUUCUGCCUUGGUGUGGUCCUGUAAAUUUACAAAUAUUUAUUUCCUAUACGUCAAGAGGAAAGGGGGUUCCCCUUUCAUAGAAUGCGGCAACAUGGGUCUCUUUGACCGCGGGGUUCAGAUGUUGCUGACCACGGUGGGCGCCUUCGCCGCCUUCAGUCUCAUGACCAUCGCGGUCGGCACGGACUACUGGCUCUAUUCUCGAGGAGUGUGCAAAAUAAAGACUAACAAUGAAAACGAGACCAGUAAGAAAAACGAAGAGGUGAUGACACACUCCGGACUGUGGAGGACCUGCUGUUUAGAAGGGAACUUUAAAGGGCUGUGUAAACAGAUCGAUCACUUUCCUGAAGACGCGGACUACGAAGCUGACGCGGGAGAGUACUUCCUUCGAGCGGUAAGGGCGUCCAGUAUAUUCCCCAUCCUUAGUGUGAUCCUACUCUUCAUGGGAGGUCUGUGUAUUGCGGCCAGUGAAUUCUACAAGUCCCGUCACAACAUCAUCCUCAGUGCAGGGAUCCUCUUUGUGUCUGCAGGUUUGAGCAACAUCAUUGGCAUGAUUGUCUACAUAUCAGCGAAUGCGGGUGACCCCACUAAGAGCGACUCGAAAAAGAACAGCUACUCAUACGGCUGGAGCUUCUACUUUGGUGCUCUGUCCUUCAUCAUGGCCGAGAUGGUGGGCGUCCUGGCGGUGCACAUGUUUAUCGACCGGCACCGUGAACUCCGAGCUGCCAGCGCUCGGGCUGGAAGAGCCAUUGCGACUGGAAACGCAGACUACCUGCACGGCUCGGCCAUCACGCGCAUCCCCAGCUACCGCUACCGUUAUCGGCGUCGCUCACGCUCCUCCAGCCGCUCCACGGAACCCUCGCAGUCACGUGACACCUCUCCGCUAGGCCUCAAAGGCUUUGGAGCUCUGCCCUCCACCGACAUCUCCAUGUACACUCUGAGCCGUGGUGGAGGAGAUACGCUGAAAGCCACGCCCCCAGCCACCUACAACUCGGAGAGGGACCAUAACUUCUUGCAAGUCCACAACUGUAUCCAGAAAGACGCGAAGGACUCACACAGCAAUGCUGCCAACCGUCGCACUACGCCUGUAUGAGCACUACAGAGACCAAUACUGGCAGAGAGGGAAAGUGACUGAAUAUGAGCCAGAAAAGGAGAGACAGGGAACAAAUGAGUGGGAGAAAGAAUGGAGAACCAGAACACGAGGGGUAACAAGGACUGGGGGUACAAGAGCUCUCUGAGUUGUGAGCUAUUUACAACAAUGAAGAUGACUAUGAUGAGUUUCCAUGUUGAAAAAAAGUGAAAAAGUGAAAAAUGUCCAAAAAAAGAGAUAAAGAAAAUGCAUGAUUUUCCCAUCUACCGUAAUUUAACGAGUUUUAAACCAUGUUUCAAAAGAAGAGGAGCGAGUAAUGGGGAGAAAGAGAGAACGAGAGAAACAGAGACAUAGACAGGUGAAAGAGAGGGAGGGUAUAGUAGACGAUGAGCAUUGUGAGUUUUAAAAGGUUUCUAUUUUUUCAACUCUCUUCUCGGUCUCCAGGGCGACCUGUGACUCCGUCCCCUCCUCCCCGCCCACCUCCCUCUUUACUUCCUGUAUGUAUCCAUCUCAUUCUUUUGCGCAUUAAUACUGUGAAGCGUUGUGGCCGAGGUGUCCCCAGGGCAAAAAAAAAGACAAACCUGUAUCCUGGCCACAACUUAUAAGUUAAUAUAUGUAUUAAUUAUAUAUGAAUAUAUAAAUAUAUAUAUGUUAAUAAACCACAGAUAGACUUCCCUGGCGCAAGAGAAGGACGGAAAAAAAGACAAAAAAUGAGAACAAAUCAAAAGUCAAUAAAGUCGUCAU
Messenger RNA from Hemibagrus wyckioides, 1840 nucleotides. RefSeq names its product calcium channel, voltage-dependent, gamma subunit 2a (gene cacng2a). Gene Ontology annotation, cellular component: AMPA glutamate receptor complex; postsynaptic density membrane; voltage-gated calcium channel complex. The coding region runs from base 101 to 1099 and encodes 332 amino acids. Gene Ontology annotation, biological process: postsynaptic neurotransmitter receptor diffusion trapping; calcium ion transmembrane transport; neurotransmitter receptor internalization. Gene Ontology annotation, molecular function: voltage-gated calcium channel activity; channel regulator activity. The transcript is spliced from 4 exons. NCBI's taxonomy places the organism in Eukaryota, Metazoa, Chordata, Actinopteri, Siluriformes, Bagridae. The record is from RefSeq and is a predicted model, not a curated record.